Messenger RNA from Lymnaea stagnalis (great pond snail), 13182 nucleotides. The record is from the annotation of a GenBank genome assembly. Lineage: Eukaryota; Metazoa; Mollusca; Gastropoda; Lymnaeidae.
GGCCAUUCGAGAACGAGGCGCUGCAGAACUGGAAUGACAGACAACAUAGACGUAAAAGCCCUAGAAUAGGGCUGCUAAUCAUGUUUACUGUUUAGUUUUUAUGGAUUGAUAUCUUUCUCACGUACUACAACAUGUGACACAUUUAAGUGACAUCGCCUUUCCUAGGUCCUAGGAGCUAAUUGGGAUUCAUAGAGGCCAUAAAAACAAUAAUUUUAUUUUUAUUCUUUGGACCUGUGAUUAUUGUGAAUAAAGUAUGAGUUCAGUAGCAGACAAACAGGUAGUGACGGAAUAAGCAAUUGAACAGGUUAUUAGCGAAAGUUCCGCUGCAUCCCAACUUAGUCAGUAGAACGUAGUAUAUUGCUGUAAAUUAAUCAGAGUUUAUUUUUAGAACACCCGAUAGUGAUGCUCAAUACUGCGAACAGAUUUUAACACCUUCCCUUCAACUUUGUCUUUGAUGGAAAAUUUUUUUACACUAGCUUAAAACUCCCAAGUUAUUCCCCAAGCACCCUUCAACCUUUUUAAGUUUAAGCCUUUACAACAAAGGAAAAUAUAAUCAAAACAAAGAAAAUGGCGGAAGUUGACCCAGAGACUCUUUUGGAAUGGCUCCAAAUGGGCCAAGGAGAUGAAAGAGACAUGCAACUAAUUGCGUUAGAGCAAUUAUGCAUGCUUCUUCUUAUGUCAGACAAUGUGGACAGAUGUUUUGAAAGGUAUGUAUCUAAUUCUACCUAUUCAUUUCGCCAUUAUGGGAUAAAGCUAGAGAGUAAAUUAAAAAAAAAAAGGUAGACAUCAUAAUCAUAAGGAUAAGGCAUUAAGGAAGAGAUUUAAGAGAAAGUUUAAGUUAACUAAGUAAACUAACUUAUUAACCUAACUAUCCUGAAUAGUUUCUAAAUUAAAAGACUAAUUAGUUUAAAGUCAAGUUAAGCCUAAGGCAAUGCUUCAUGAUUAAUUAAAUCAAAAUAAUUUAAUAUAGUAUCUAGGGGAACUGAGUGGGCGUAUUUUAAUAAUAAAGUCAAACAUUGAAGGAAAGAGUUAAAAAACUUAUUUUACUUUGGCCUAGAAAUGCCUAAUUCAAUCCAAAGAAAUAAGGCAGGCAUUGUUGUAGAGUUGAAAUCUAUUAGGUCCUUCCAUAUGGACCCGGAAAUUCCAGAAAAACGGCAAUCGUAAUUUCAUUGUCAAAAUGGCGACCUCCACUUUUUAAUUUACAGAGGGUAUUGUUGUUUCAUCUUUCAUAGUCGAUUAUUAAUAAUAAUAAAUUAUACAUCCGCCAAUUACUUAAAGCCGACAUCUUGCUUGUUCUAUUGAGAAUUCAUUUGAUUUUUUUUUUUGAGGUUAAAGUUAAAGCUUUGAAAUUUGAAGUUGAAAAUAGGUGAACUUCACUGAUCAAAAACUUUUUUUUCUCAAAAGCUCUCAUUUAUUAUAAUAAAAUAUAAUCUAGUUUAUAAAAUAAGGUAAUUUAUAACAUAUCCAAAAUUCAUGAGUGUAGACCAUAAGCAGGCUUCAAAAACUAAAGUCUAAGGCUAAGGAGUCACUUUUUUGGCUAUGUAAUUUGUCAUCAUGGCCACCCUGUGUCACUGCAUGUUACCAAUUAUCGAUAGCUGCCAUGGGAUACUUGAUAAUACUAUAACUAUAGGCCUAGUAUAGACAUAGCUUAUACAAAAUAUACUAUAUUAUAGUAUAGUCUUUGACCCAACCCAAUUUAUUAUUUGUAGGGCCGGUUAUAACUAUAUAAUAAAUUUUAUGUAAUUAGAUCUGUAUUUUAGGCUAUGUAAUUAUAUUUAAAUGAAUAUUAUGAUGCUUAAGGCUUAAGGCAUAAACUAAGUAAAAAUUGUUAAAAUAUUCACUUACCUUUGGUUUUGAAAUAUCCUAUAUUUAAUCACAUUUCAUAAUAUUCCACAAGAGAAUUAUUAAAUAAUCCUCAAUAUUCUCAAAGAAAAAACGCACGCUUUCUGGCACGAUAAUUAAGAUACAACUAAAGAACAAUCAUACAAACUUAUACUUACCUCAAGCAAAUGACCAGAACUUAUUUUAAUUUCUAUCAACCACCGAAGUUGAUUCUAAAAAUGCUUGUUGAUUGUUGAAAAAAGAUUACUAACCUAAAAGAGAUGAAAUACUAAUUUUUUUGUCAUACUCUGACAUUCUUAUGAUAUGGGACUAAAAUACAUAAAUAGAAAAUGGUAAAAUAAAAAGUGAAACCGUCUAUUUUAACUAAUUGAAACAAAUAAUCCUUUAUUUAUUUGUUUAUACUUAGAAAUGUUAAACAAUUACGCUGAAAAUUUGAAAUUAAUAUCCAAAGAAUAUUAUUAUUAUUAUUAUUUUGAGGAAAUAAAAAAAAAAAAAUUUUUUUUUAAAUUAAUUAAUUAAUUAAUUACAAAUAAGUGACGAGUCAGCAUAUUUUAUAUAUUUUUAAUACGAAAUUUAUAAAGAUUUUGUUUUAAUUUUUGCUGAAUUUUAACAAAAACUAACUUAUAUUUUGUGAAUUUAUUUAGAAGUACUCUUAUUUAACUAUGUUCCCUGUAAAUAUUAUAUUUUUGUCUCUUUUUAUAAUAAAGUUAUAGUCGUUUUAAAAAAGGCACAAUGUGGGUCACAAAAUGUAGAGGAAAAUCCCAUAGUGAAAAAGUGGUUUUGAGGUCCCUACAAAAAAAUUCAUAACUUUUGAACCACUUGAGCUAGAAAGUUGAUCUUGGUGUUUUUGUAAUCUACUCUCCAGGCUCUAUACAGCUGUAGUAUUUUUAUAUUUUUAAAAAUGUUUUGAAAUUUUCAUGAAAUUACCUAAAUCUAUGUACUAUAUGUGUAAAAAUGCAUGUCUUGAAUAACAUUAGCUUGUCACUGAAAAACAAUUAUUUCAUUUUUUGCCAGCCACAUAGGAUGCCUGCAGAGACAGGGGAAAAAGGGGUUUGGUGUUCAAAUAUAUAAUAUGUGCGAGUGGGAGAUACAGAUAGGAAAUGUAUUUGUUUUUUUAAAAAUAGGGGUGGGGGUGUAAACAUAAUUUAAAAAUAAAGUUAACUACCUUUAUUGUUUUUAAUAUAUUAAAAUACAAAUUGUACGUUUCAUCCUACAAUUAUAAAUCUUAAGACUUACAAAAUUGAAAUUCAAUCUUCUUUAUGGCAACAUGACACCUAUUUUUUCUUCCCACUUAUUGGGGGGGGGGGGGGGGGGGAGCAUGAAAAACAUUUUAGGUGAUCAGCGGGACUUGGAGUAAAAAAAGAAAGUGUCUAUUGGUAGUUUACUAUUUGUAGUAAACUACCAAUAGGUUCUAGAGAGCUAUUGGUAGUCCAACCAAUGAAAUCAAACCGAAAUCAGAGCUUUAAAAACCCACUAUCAAUUCUGCUGGCGAAUUAUUGCCUCGUUCAUUUAUUACGAAUUCAUACUAGUGUCAACACCUUGGCACUAGUUAUAAAGUCUACAGUACUCUUUUAACACUGUCUGCUGUACCCUUCCUCGUGCUCAGAUUUGGCUAUAUUGCUAUAUAAUUAUAAUUUAUAAUAUAGACCUAACAUAGAUCAGGUAUGAUACUGGGGAGAGGGGAUCAUAGUCUGAAAAAAUGUUACCCAGCUUCUUCUUUGCCAAGGCCAAAGUAAUUAUUAUCAUUAUUAUAAGUGGUUUUAUAUAGCGUGGGCGUGGUACCACCAAGCUGUACAUACAAUUUAACCAACAAAAUAAUGAACUUAAAAAAUUUAAUUAACAUACACUAAUUAAAUAAAGCAAAACAAAUGUAUAUUUAAAACUAUUCACAUGUAUUGUAAAGCAAUGUUCGACACCCAGCAGCAUCGUUUUUCGGUCAGAGUUGGGAAUCAGUUAGGAUCGUAGAGUUUAAAAAGAUGUGUUUUGAGUGCAGUUUUGAAGGCUGUGCAAUAAAAAAAAAUCCAACAUAGGCCUACAUACUUUAGAGUGAUUUCAGGGAUGUAAUUAAAAGUAAAUUGUGACUACCAAUAUCAUUAGACUUAGUCAAUACUGCACUAAUCAAUCUAUCACUAUCACUUUUAUAGUUUACUACCAAUAGCCUCAGCCUAAAAAAAAUAUAUGCUUAGCAAGCACUGCUAUAGGCAUGUUAAAACUGUCAUGUCUCCCACCCAAGGCCCAAUUUGUUUUUCGCCAGUGCAGCUGUUUGGUUCAGCCCGAUAAAUAAUUACAUCACAGGCACAGAAUCACAUACUUGGGACUUAAAGUUUUUCCUAAUUCUAAGUUAACAAUUACCAGACCUGUUUACCCUUGAGCUAGUGUCAGAGUAGUUUUCAGCUCUCAAAAACAUAUUUUCAAGCUCCAAAACAAAAAUUAGCUUCCUACUUUUUUUUUGUAUUACAAAGAAAAUUGUAGAACUUUGAAGAUAAACAUUUCACUUAUUACAUUAAUAAUGGCGUUGAAUAUGCUUGGAAAGCCUCUGUACAAGGUUUCAACUGUUUUCAGGGCAUUAAUUUUCAGUUUUUGAGACUAUCUUAAGUACCUAAACAUAGAAAGAAGAAUACAAAUAUUUGCUUGGAAUCAAUAUUUGAUCCUUAAAAAUACCCUUUUCCCUUUUUAUUGGCUUUGUCUAUUUAUUAGAUUUGUAAUUAUAUUAAUUUAAAACCUGUUAAUACAAGUCUUAAUUAAAAUUUUUGCAGUUGUCCGCCAAGAACAUUUUUACCUGCACUGUGCCGUAUUUUUCUUGAUGAAUGUGCCCCAGACAAUGUAUUAGAAGUGACCGCCCGUGCUAUUACUUACUACCUUGAUGUUUCGGCUGAGUGCACCAGAAGAAUUGUUGCUGUUGAAGGGGCAAUAAAGGCCCUCUGCAACCGGCUUGUAGUUGCUGAGAUGUCAUCUCGAACAAGCAAAGACUUGGCUGAGCAGUGCAUCAAAGUGAGUAGUGUUAAUAAAACAUUCAGUGUGCUCAAAUACCAGUCUCAUUACAUUCAUACAUGUUGAUUUCUCAAAUAUAUAUUAUUAUGCAUAUUAAAUUGAAGAAGAACAAAAUAACUUCAUAACCAAUUUCUUACCCCUCACAUAUCUUUACAUAUAUAUGCAUACCAAUGUUUACAUUUUGCCAGCUAAAGAAACUAUAAAGAAUUUUGAUUUUAGUUCACCUAUGGGAUUGUGGGAUGGCUUAAAUGUUUUUAUAUUCCUAUUUUGGUUUUAAUCUCCUAAAUUAUAAUUGCCCUAAGGAGGUUUUGAAUAUUUUGGAAUGUAUCUCCUCUAUAAUGGAUUGAUUGAGGGAAGAUGUUACAUGUCACUUGGUUAAAGCAGUCAACAACAGCGAACUAUAUGAUCACUUUAGCCUCACAAAAUUGGGUCGUUGACUCUUUUAACACCCAUUUUUUCAGCAUUUAUUUAAGUCGGGGUCACCUCAGAAUUUGGCUAUUAUAAGGCGCUGGACAGGCCGUAACAUAUACAUUUUCUCAAGCUCAAGUUUAAUAUUUAUAAUGUGAAUCAAAACUAUAUGUUCUUGCUAGAAUGCUGGGUGUAUACAUAUGAUAUUUAAAGAAGAGUUGUUUUAUAUAUGGCUAUUAAACAGUGGUUCAAUAUAAAAGUAAAUCCAUCAUAAAGUAAGUGCUUGUAAAAUGUUAUCUUUUUACAAUUUGUUAAAAUUCCAUAUAGGUUCUGGAACUUAUAUGCACAAGGGAAUCUGGGGCAGUUUUUGAAGCCGGCGGUCUCAACUGUGUGUUGACAUUUAUUAGAGAACAUGGCUCACAGGUAUUUUCUUUCUCUGUGUUAUACUACAUUCUUUUUAUAAAAUGGAGAAACUCCAAAACUUACAUAUGUAUUUGACAGCUGUUUUUAAUGGGUUUCUUUUCUAAAUGAGAGAAAAAUCCCAAUAUCAACCCUUGUGGGUAUAUUGCAUUGUACAAUUAAGUUCCAUGUAAGUGUCAUUAACUAUUCUUUUGUCAUUACGUAUGAUGGGAAUUCCCAGAGCUGUUUGUAAAGAAUAAAUAGUAACAUAAUAAUAGACCAAUAUAAGACAAUACUUAGUUAAUUGAUUCAUGUAGAUAAGCUUCAAAUAAGAUUUUUAAAGGGUACUGGGUGUUGCAUUUCUGUUUUUAUAAUUUAUUUAAAUUUUUAAUUUGUCAGGUCCAUAAAGAUACACUUCACUCCUCUAUGACUGUUGUGUCAAGACUAUGUGGCAAAAUGGAACCUCAGGAUGCAUCACUGGAGACUUGCAUAGAAUCCUUGUCAACACUGCUUGACCACGAUGAUUCUUUUGUAAAUAUUCUACUAUUUAUUUAUUACUUUUUGUGUGGUAAUUUGUGAAAUGUUAAUUUUUUUUAUAACUGAAUGAGACACAUUUUUAAUGAAAAUUAAAUAUUUUAUAGCAUUUACCCAUAUGGAAUGCAAAUUGACAGCAUAAGAGAUUCCUGCAAAUGCUACUAAUUGGAUAACAAUGCACAUUCACAUAAUAUAAACUGAAAUAAAUCUUCGUACUGUAAGGUUACUUUGAAAUGGCUACAGAAAUUAAGAUUGGGGUAAUUAAUAUUCCUGCUACGCUUCUUUAUUUAAGGUUGCAGACGGGGCUUUGCGUUGCUUUGCCUCCCUAGCAGAUCGCUACACAAGAAGGUCACUGGAUCCUGCUCCGCUAGCACGUCAUGGACUUAUACAAGAUCUUCUAUCCAGGCUCCAACGUGUCGGUGAAGGCAUUCACAAUCAAUCAACUACAUCCACUCCAGGAAAAAAUGCAAUUACUGGAGAAGGGAAAACAAAUCCCAGUGUGUCAACAGUUAUCAGUUUGUUAUCAACACUGUGCCGUGGCUCUCCAGGGAUUACACAUGCCUUGUUGCGCUCCAGAUUGCCAGAGGCCAUAGAAAGUGGACUUCGUGGAGAUGAAAGGUUGGUCAUUUUAUUUUAUUUCUGUACACAUUUUUUCCCUCUUGAAGAAAUAUGAUAAUGUUUAAUCUCAACUGAUAACACGUUAAAAAAGAAAUCGACCCAGUUGCUCAAUUUUAUAUAAAUUUCUAAGUUUUUCAUAUCUAUUUACUUGGCAUCCUUUUAAUUAAAAGUUUUAUGUAUACAAUUAUUGGGUGUUCCACAUAUUAAGCCCCUUUUUUCCUUUCUUUCCUUGUAGGUGCUGUCUUGACACAAUGAGAUUUGUGGACCUUCUCCUUGUCCUCUUAUUUGAAGGUCGUCAAGCACUCCCCAAGUCUGGAGUGGCGACGAUUACCAGUAGACUUCCAGGACUACGCAGAACUGACAGUUCCAGUGACCGAUCACACAGACAGCUUAUAGAUUGCAUACGCAGCAAAGAUACAGAUGCACUAAUAGAUGCUGUAGACAAUGGUAUAUGGUUACCAAUGUUUUGAGAAUAAUUUAAGCAACUUUAGGCUUACUUCAAUAACAACAAUUUUUUUAUUACUAUUUCAUUUUAUAAUAAGUAGGCAAGCUAGCUAAGUGCUAUAGCAUUGCUGGCAAUAAUUUGUAAAUUAAUAUUUUUUGUUUUUCUGGCCUUAGGAUUUGAAGUUAACUUCAUGGAUGAUGUUGGACAAACUCUACUUAACUGGGCCUCUGCCUUUGGUACUCAGGAAAUGGUAGGACCUUAAAUUUUUUUAAUCCAAAUGCACAAUUUUCUUAUAAUAUAAUUAUUUCAGCCUGUAUAAGAAAUGUUUCAAGUUAAAAAAAACAAAUUUACACGCCAAGUUAUAAAUAAUUUUUUAAAUUCUUUUAUCUUGUAGGUUGAAUUUUUAUGUGAACGAGGUGCAGAUGUUAACAGAGGACUCAGAUCAUCUUCUCUUCACUAUGCUGCCUGCUUUGGCCGUCCACAGAUUGUUAAAGUAAACUAAAUAAUAAUUUAUAUUCAUAAAAUGAUUUUACUUGACAAAAAAAUAAAAAUCAUUUAUUUAUGUUUACAUAGAAAAUAAUCUGUUCCUGUUUUUGUGCAGACUCUGCUCCGCUAUGGUGCCAAUCCUGACUUAAGAGAUGAAGACGCCAAGACGCCAUUAGACAAAGCUCGUGAGCGUGGUGAUGAAGGACAUAGAGAAGUCAUUGCAAUCCUGCAAUCCCCAGGUAAUUAAAUUUUAAUCAUUUAAUAUCAUUGUACCAUUUUUAGAGCUCAGCAAUGGUAGUUGGAAAUUUUAAAAAAAUUAUUUGUCGCUUAAAGCAGUAGAGAAAGUAUACUAACUAUAAUUUCAUGUUUUUUUUUUUUUUUUUUUUUUAGAUUUUUUUUGAAAGACCUCAAAGGUUUUGAAUUUUUUUAUUGUACCAUUUUUAGAGCUCAGCAAUGGUAGUUGGAAAUUUUAAAAAAAUUAUUUGUCGCUUAAAGCAGUAGAGAAAGUAUACUAACUAUAAUUUCAUGUUUUUUUUUUUUUUUUUUUUUGAGAUUUAUUUCGAAAGACCUCACAGGUUUUGAAUUUUUUGUGUCAUUGCACUGGAUUGUUUUGGGGUUUUUAAGAUCUAAUUAAAUUUUACAUAUUAAAAUAAUAUUCUUGUUGAUUACAGAAUUUUAAUCUCUUUACUUGUCCAAUUUAAAAUAUAACCACUUGAUGUAUUAUUGUUUGAAACCUUUAUUCCAUCUAGGAGAGUACAUGGUCCCAGUGAGCAGAGACCCACCAAUGUUAGCAUCAGUCCCUGGACCCUCCUCCUCAGGAGUACCCACAUCUGCUCCCGCUCCCAUGGAGACAACAGAAAGGGAAAAGAAAGAAGAUACUCAAGAUAUUGAAAAGGGAGAGUCCAGUGAGACAAAAGGUGAUCCUGAAGUAGCACCUAUCUAUGUUCGACACCUGCUUCCUGUGUUUACAGAGGUUUUCCAUGUAACCAUGUUAUCUUCUGUCAGGUAUGAAAACACAGAUACAUAUUUAAAUUUAAAAAAAAAUGUUCAUGAUAAAAAAUUUGGUACCAGUAUUUAAAAAAACUCUCUGUUCUGGAAUAUUUUGAUUAUAGUGAGGAAAUACGCACAAAUAAUUUCUGCUAUAUUUGGUAUGUCUUUAAUUUUGGAUAAAACUUAAAAGAGCUUCAAAAUUUGAUGGCAAAAUUUUAAGAAAAAUAUUGCGUUAUUUCAUUUAUUAUUAUCACUCUCAUAUUCUUCAUAGGAAAGCCAGUCUGUCAUUAAUCAGGAAGAUGUUGCACUAUGUGGAGUCAGAACUUCUUGCUGAAAUGACAGAACCUGAGUUUCCCUCCCCUAACUUUGCCUCCUCACUCACUGAAGUGCUUUCAAUAGUCUUGGAUGCAGAGGUUAGUUUGGAAGAUUGAAAAUAAAAAUUAUUUUGAGUGUUAAAUUUGUAUUUAAAAAAAAGUAAAAUAAUCAUUUUGAUAAAACAUGCAUUAUCAUGCUUUUAUGUAAACAAUCCUACUUUCUCAGGAGGAUGAUGAUGGUCACAUGAUAGUUCUGCAAAUCAUGCAAGAUCUUAUUCUGAAGUGCCAAGAUGUUUUCCUGGAGCAUUUUGCUCGUCUUGGUUUGUUUUCAAGGGUGCUGGCUCUUGCUGGACCACCAUUACAGGAAGAGGAAGGAGCUAAAGCAAAAGAAGAGAAGGUCUUUAAUUUAAUAAUGCAUGCUUAAAAAAAAUUAUUUGAUCUUAAAGCAAGUUUUCACCCAUUCUCACUGGUUGGAAAAGGAUGAGGUCAAUUCAUUUGGAAAAAGAUUCAAGGGUGUGAGUAGUAAUGUGGGGAUCGAUGAGAUCAAGUUGUAAAUUAAGAAGAAGCACAUUAAUUGAAGGCAAAUUGGACAAGUUUAUUGUUUUGUCAAUCAAGCUUUUACCAUUGACUUCUUAUUUCUUUACAAAUGAAAAUAAUCUUUUCAUUUGGUUAAAAUUAUACAGAUCUCAUCUGUGAGAAUGUCAAUAAGCCUUUUUAGAACAUAUUUUUUGUAUCUAUGAGAAUAGAUGCCUUAGCUUAUUGCAUUCUCAGGCUAGAUUUUUCACUGCUGGGUACAUCCUGGAUCCAUAAAGAUAUAAUGCCCCUUAGAUAUCCCUGAUCUAUAUCACACAAAAGUAAUUGUACUGACUCAAAUAACCAAUUUAGAAAAUUUAACUUUUUUGCCAUUGUCAUACAAUUUUUAAUGUAAAUGCAUGUUUGAACAGGAUGAAGAUGAGGUCAGCCUGACUGAUGCAACAGACAUAGUGUCUGGAAGACCUUAUCACUGGAAGGACUGGUACAUUGUUAGAGGAAGAGACUGCCUGUACUUGUGGAGUGAGGGAACUGCCUUAGAACUUAGUAAUGGCAGCAAUGGUUGGUUCAGGUUUAUCUUGGAUGGUAAAUUAGCCACCAUGUACUCCAGUGGCAGUCCAGAAGGAGGAUCUGAUAGUUCAGGUAAUUUUUAUAUGGUGAAGUAGCCAGCUGGGUCCAUAUCAGAUCAAAGUAUAAAUUAUUAUAAAAGGAAAGUCCACCCAAGAAUUAAUUUUUCUUUCUUAAUCAACAGAAAACAGAGGAGAAUUUUUAGACAAACUUCAGCGUGCUCGUAGCCAAAUUAAAGUGGGUACAUCUAGUCACCCAAUUCUUUCAAAAGCUGGUCCAACUAGGUUAGUAGUUGGAAACUGGACUCUUACCUGUAAGAAGGAUGGAGAGCUACAAAUUCAGAACACUGAUGGGCAACAGGUUGGUUUGAUUUAUUAAAGUUUUCUCUAACAAGGCUGAAUUCUUUGUUUUAAAGUUUAGAGAUCUUGUAUGUUGGUGAGGCCAAAUAUUAAAAAACAAUAAAUUCACAAACUAGUAAUUAAAAAAAAAAUUAAUGCAAGUUUUGGAUAGGGCAGUCAGUUGAUUUUUAUUCCAUGCCAAGUUGACUUCAGACUUUGGGGAUUGAGUUUCUUUUUUACUUACCCAAGAAAAGCAGCCAUCCUCCGCCGAAGAGUCCCAUCCACCCAGUUAUUUGUGCAUAGCUCGGAGGAAUCCCAGAUUAAUUUGCAUACGAUUUUUCUGAUACAGUAACAUUGGGCUGUAGGUCCUUCUUUGAUUAAAUGUUUUUAAAAUUAUAUACUGAAGAAAUUAUACCAAUUUUAAUUCAUAUAAUAAUCUAUAGGUAGCAUAAUUUCAUUUUGCCAAAUAUCAAAGAUAAAUUAAAAAUUACAUAAAGUACAUUUCCUUGAAAGUUAACUGAAGGCUUAAGAAUUUUUUCGCUAUUAGGCAACCAUCUUAAGAGAAGACCUGAUGGGCUUUGUGUUUGAAUCUAAUCGAGGCACAAAGCAUUCAUUUACUGCUGAAACUACACUUGGUCAAGAGUUUGCUGUUGGAUGGGGUGGUAAAAAGAGCCGUAAACUCAAAUCUAAGAAUGCAAUGCGUGAUAAGGUAAGGUUUAAAUUUUGUAGGAUAUUUUAUAUAAAAAUUAAUUUUUAUGUACAUAUUUAUUGGGUGAUGUUGUUUGAUAUUUUUCCAUGACACUUUUUUUUUUUUUUGUUCUGUAAAUCCUAAUUUCUUUUAUGUUCAUUAACUUCAACUAAUUUCACGUUUUUAAUCUUUUAAGCUUAAUGAAUUUUUCAUCAUCUUUACAGGUCCGCACAACUGCUCGGGAACUCUAUGAAGAGCAUUUUAAAGCAGCUGAGGCUAAACCUAGAGGAGUUGUGUCAAAAUUGUAUGGCAUUGUACAGCAGCUGGAAUCUGCUUUUGCACGUCAACUUAGUCAGAUCAAAGUAAGUAAAUUUAUAUUUGAUUUUAUAUUAAAAUUUAUUAUGUUAUUGUUUGUAUUUUUAAACUUGUGGGUUGCACUCAUACCUCUAAGUUGUUAAAUGUGACCUUCAGAUUAAUUUUGGUCAUUGUUUUCCCACUUGUUAAAAAAGGUCACAUGUAACUCUUUACCUCAAAUUGCUGAGAGCAGUAGUGAUGUUAUCUACUGUGUCUCAAAGCUGCUUUUAGUGCUAAGCUGAUGUGUAAUUACUACACCAUUAGAUUGAAACCAAUCAUUUAUUUUUAAAAGACGUGCGGUUUGCAAUAUGUUUAUGUUUGAAAUAGGUUGUUGGGACCCUCAAGCUAUCAAAACUGUUCUUUGAUAUGACCCCUGACCAACUUGGUGAUGUUAAAUAAUUAAUAUUUAUACCAUGUUUAUGUUUCUAGAAGAGAAAAAACAAUUGAUAUGGAUGUCAAUUAAAAUGACAUUUUCACCAAAUCUAUUUUUGUCAUAAUAUAAUUGUUAGCCUUCAAGUGAUGGAAUAUCUUGGUGCCAGGAGAUGUGUAGUGCCUUAGAGGAGCUGGUAGUUCUUCUGAAAGAUGAACACACUAUAUCCUCCUUUGAACUAUAUAACAGUGGUCUAGUUCAGACUCUUCUUAGUAUUCUUAGUAAUGUAAGUAGAUAUUAUAUUAAGCAUACUUAAGUAACAUUAAAAUAGUUUAGUUUGAAUGGAAAAAUUAAAGGACAGAAAUUUAUCAUAUUUGCCAGCGUAUAGGAUACUGUUUUCCCCUCAAAAUACACCUGAAAUAUGGGGUGCGUAUGUGUCGGUAAUCAUUAUUUGAGUUGAAAUUUUUAUAUAUAACGGCUUUGUCCUAUGCAGAAAAUACAGUAAUAUUUAAUUAACUAGUGAGGAUGUAGAUAUUGGCUUUCACAUCAUAAUGCUUACUGGGACUUUUUUUUUUUUAGAUUUAAAAAAUGAUUAUUUGUUUCUUGAAUUAAUAACUCAUGUUAGUGUGAUCAAGUUUUAUUAUUUGGUUUUGCAAAACAAAACUUGUUUCACAUUUGAAACUUGCUAGCUUUUUAUAACUGAAACGUGGCACAUACACUUGUUGCCAAUGACUACACAUUCUAUCAAAGUUUUCAGCCCCAUCCCCAACCCCCGAAAAUCAGUUUUUCAAGGGGAGAGGAAUAUUAAUCAUUUGUUAAAUGAUUGCGUAUUUUGGUGUGGAGAUUAAUUAUGUAGUUCAAAAUGUAUUUUUGAAUGGGAAAAUGAAGGAAAUAUGAAACAUGUUUUUGCCAGAAGUUUACCCAUUUACAUAACUGCUUCUUAAUAAAUGAUAAAUCCCGCACAUUUACAUAAAUGCAAAAAAAAAAAGGCAUAUAAAGGAUUUUGGUGUAAAAACAUAGUUUUUUUGGGGUUGUUUAUUUUAAAAAAUGAUGGUUAAGAAGAAAUUCAUCAAUCUCAUUCUGCGUAUUAUAGCCAUACAUUAACUCUAACAUGAUCUUUCAAAAGUAAUUUAUCUUCUAACAAAUCUUUGCUGUGAAUAAUGAGUGAAUCUUAAAACUAAUUUUAUUUUUCCACUUAUUUUAUUUAGUCAUCUGAAGAAUGCUCUGCAAAGGAAUCAAAAAAGCAAAUGAGGAGUCGCAUUCAUAUUUUCAAAAGUGUUUUUCAUGACCAUGAGAGGGAAAAGUAA